Procambarus clarkii (red swamp crayfish) is the source of this 2836-nucleotide messenger RNA. Its product is annotated as dnaJ homolog subfamily C member 27. Gene Ontology annotation, biological process: vesicle-mediated transport. Lineage: Eukaryota; Metazoa; Arthropoda; Malacostraca; Decapoda; Cambaridae. The record is from RefSeq and is a predicted model, not a curated record. Gene Ontology annotation, cellular component: trans-Golgi network; Golgi cisterna. Gene Ontology annotation, molecular function: GTPase activity; GTP binding.
CCGUACUCGGGUCGGCCUCCAAUUCAGUGCGUAAACAAGGGCUCCAACGAGAUAUUUUGAGCUGGUGAACAACUCUUGUCUUCAGCGGCGUCCUGUCCUCAACCACUCUAUACACCUGAGGAGAGGCAGGCGAGGGGGUUAUUGGUCGAGGUGGAGGUUUAGGUGUGUGCAGGAGGCGGCGAGAAGACCGGUGGAGGUGAAUAUAGCGAAGAGUGGGUUGAGAAGAACUCUGGGAGAUACAUAUUGUAGAAGAUAUUAAUGUAAACACUAUCAGUCAUGGACAGUCGUAAUGGGUCAAAGCAUAUAUCAAGAAUUCGUAUCCUGAGUCUUGGCAACCCUGGAGUUGGCAAGAGCUGCCUAAUAAAGAGAUAUUGUGAAAACCGUUUUGUUACUAAAUAUAUCCCAACGGUUGGUAUUGAUUAUGGUUCAACAACUGUUGAUGUUGAUGGACGUAAAAUCUCUGUUCACUUCUUUGACACGUCUGGCAGCCCACUGUUUGAAGAGGUUAGAUGUGAAUUCUAUCGAGAUAUGCAAGGAAUAAUGUUAACGUACGAUGUGACUGACAGAUCAUCGUUCAUUGCUCUGGAUGCCUGGCUGGCUGAACUAAGACAUAAUCUGGGAGCAUCUAAUGAGUGGAAUUUAGCAGUUGUAGUGUGUGGCACAAGAACAGACACUGGUGGGACGGGUGGCCGUCAAGUGUCGGAAGCUGAUGGUCGGAGCUGGGCUGAAAAACACAGCUUUUCUCAUGUACUGACUUCUGCUGCUCUAGGCAAUGGAAUUACGCAAGCCUUUCAUACAUUGUUUGUACAAGCACUACAAAUGAAAGAUGGUUUGCGGCAGCAAGGAGCAGCAACGGGUGCUAUUGAUCCAGAUGUUGUUCAAGCUAUUCAUCGUUUAACCCAUGCAAUAGAUGAUUUUGAUAAGAUGGGAAUAAGUCGACGCUCAAUUUCAAGGGAUGAAGUGAACAAAGCAUAUCGGCGAUUAGCAGCGCUAGUUCAUCCCGAUAAGUGCAAGGCACCUGGAGCCGAAGAAGCCUUUAAGGCGCUUACACAGGCAAGAAAUAACCUUCUCAAGAUUAUGACAGAAACUACAGUGUAACUGCUUAGGAAAUGGAAAUAUAGUGCAAAUAUUGUUGAAAUAAGUUUUAAUCUAUCAUUUAAGAUUUUUCAAUAAAAUGUGUCAAAGCAUUUUUAAAUGAGAGUUUUUGAAGAUUUUAAUAAAUAUAAAAGAUACUUUGAAAACAGCAACUGAUACCCUGUUUAUUAUAUUUAAUGUAUUUUUAAGUUAGCAUCCUGUAUGUUACGUCAUCCUAGUGUAAGAUAACAACUUGUGAAUUAAGGUAUCAUUGCUUUAUUUAAAUACAUUGUGAAGAUGAUUACAAUUUUUUUAUUGCAUAUUAAAUUGCACCUCCGUCCAACACUUAAAUAUGAGCGAGUUUUGGAUGUACAGAAGUGUGUGAUUAGUUUAUAUAGACAAGGAGAUAAAAUAUUUCCGAGUUGAGAAGCCAGAUCGUGAGCAAAUACGUAAAGUGUACAGGUGGAAUAGGUGACUGCAUUGCAUGAAGUACUGUACUAAUAAUGUAUUUUUCUGAAGAGCAGGUUAUUAUACAUUUUGUUGGAAAACAAUUCUACUGUAUUGCAAACUUAAAGAAUUUUGUUUUCUAUAAAAUGAGUCAAUUUGGAAUAUACAUCAUAAGAAAACAAAUUUUGACCAGACAUAAAAGUAGAAAGUGGUUGAGAGAGGAAUAAAAUUGUUCAUGUACGCAAGAUGGCAAGUGUUAGUAGAUGGUAGAUGGUAGAAGAGUUAUUGCUUGAAGUAUACAGCAUACCAGGGUACCUGAUGAGUGGUUGUCUUGGUUAUAUGGUAACUUUAUUUUUUUUUAUCUUCCUAAGUAGCAAAUAUUCUGCAAGUAAAGUAAUUAUGGUAAAGUUAGAAGCACUGUAAAUUAAUCUAGUUUUAUUCUACGGUGUGGCUGUUCAAUUAAUAAAAUACCAGCUUUGUAGUUGGUUUUGAAUGAGUUUUAUUUAUAGAUAAUUGGUACAAUUGGUAUGUUAUUUAUCAAUUGGUAACAUCUGAGUGGUAUUGGUGAAGGUAUCAGCAGACCUCUCCUGAUCAUGUGUUGUUUUAUAACAAGAUGAAUAACAAGAUAAUUUUUUAGUUAAUUCUAAUGUUGACUGAUAAUGUUUGGGCACUAUAAAUGUGAUUUGGUCAGCAGGGGUUAUCUUAAGAUGAUUUCGGGGCUUAACGUCCCCGCGGCCCGGUACUCGACCAGGCCUUGGGGGUGCGGGAGUUUGUUGAUCCAUUCUUCAAUUUGGCCAACUUUGUUAUUAGAGGAAUUAUACCAGGCCAGCAUUGCAACACAAUAUAUUUACCAGUCAUAUUAAUACAAUAUCAAGCUAACUUGAAGUCUUUAUCUAGAUUUAUUCUAGAACAAGAAAACAAAAGGGGCAUUUGUACAUAUUUAUUUACAUUAAUUAUUUUAAUGAAUGAUUAGGCUUACAGGGCAUUCUUCAAAAUAUUUAGUCAUCCUUCAAUUUGUCCUGUUGACUGACGUUGCAUAAGGUAAUGAAAUAUGUAUAAUUAUGUACAUGAUAUUUUCAUGUAUAUAACACGAAAACAUGAACAUGAUAGAAUUGAAGAACAUGAUAUUUUCACCAAUAUAAUAUAAACUUUUGAUAUAAAAAUAUUUGUUUUAAUUGGAAUGCAAAGGUUGCAAAUGUAGUGGAAUUACAAAUAAUAUCCUCUAUACACAUCUUGUAUAACCUGGGGCUCUUUUUGGAUAUAUCUUGUAUGAUGUAUAUGUAUUGUAUACUUAAUUAAAAUAUAUGUUCAGUAA